AUGCCAUCGCCCAAGAUUGCAAGUCGCCUAGAAUCUGAGCAAAUGGAGUGUCAUGCAGUCGCCCAGAGCUAUCACUCUAUUUUCGCCAAAACCUUCAAGUCGCCCAAAGGAAUAAAUACAACGUCCCCCAGCUACAACGAGAGCAAGGAACGAAAUGAUUCUCAACAUGCUGCUGGAACCAAGUUUACCUGUUUCCACCCUAUUGUGCAGAGUUCUGAGGAUGCAAUUUUUCUACAAAAAGCACUGUAUGAUGCAGUGAUAUUGAUUGACCAUUCGUAUCUGCAACCGCAUACAUGUAUUCAGUCAGUAGAUGGCUACUCGAGAAACUUGGCUCUGGUAUGGUCAAUAGUUGCAGACAAUGCCAUAUGUUUGGCGAGGGCAACUUGUGAUCAAGCCAGGGCCAUUUCUUAUGUAAAUGCUUUCUCCGGUUCUUGGUUAGUGACAGAGCUAAUCAAGCGGAUAACAGUCCAAGCUGGAAUGCAGGAGGAAAACAGUAGACCAAGCACUCCAAAAGCUCUUAUCAAGUGGCUUUUUGUCCUUGAAGAUCAAGGGUUUAAAGUAUUUGAUCAUAAGACAUCAUCACUCCGUACCAGAGCGGUAACAUGCAGCACAAGAAUGGACGGUGAGUUCCCUGAAAUCAAGCCCGAUGAAAAGAACCUGAAGCAGAAUAUGUUAGUAUACCCUGAAAAUGUAUGCAAUAAGGAUAAAAAAAUGGAUGGUUUGUCGAACAAAGGAUUACUAGCUUCUGUCUGCACAAGGAACCCAAGGAUUGAUGGGUGUAGAAAACGGAAAGAUGGAUUAAAUGACACACGAGAAUCAAGAGUGAAGCAUGUGAAGUACGAUUUUCUUGGAAGUUCUUUUUCGGAGAAACUUAUGCCCUUUUCGAACGAUGAUAGAAUGUAUUGUGGCAAUGAGGUUAAGAACUUAGCAUCUGAUGAUGAUAUGGAAGUGUUAGGAUGAACAAUUUACUUCAAUUUGCAGCUGAGAUUCUUGGCUUUUGCCAAAUUUUCCUAAUAUGUAAUACACAAUAUGUCAUUGUACCCAAGAGUUUAACUUCAUUGAACAAUAUGAAAAAACAUCUUCAGAAAAUUUGUAAAAUGCACUUGGAUGCUGCUAUAGUUGCUACAGUGUUAUUUGCUACAGUUGUUAGUAGA
Olea europaea var. sylvestris is the source of this 1154-nucleotide messenger RNA. RefSeq lists its product as uncharacterized. The transcript has 6 exons. Bases 1 to 960 code for a protein of 319 amino acids. The record is from RefSeq and is a predicted model, not a curated record. NCBI's taxonomy places the organism in Eukaryota, Viridiplantae, Streptophyta, Magnoliopsida, Lamiales, Oleaceae.